AUGUUGUGUCGUGUCAUUUGGCUUGUACUUUCCGUGUCUAAUUUGGCAAAUUCGUUAGCAGACAGCUGUUCAAACAAUCGCAAGGGCACUACAAAUAAAUGCCAUGUUACAUACAAACACGGGCCAACGCAAGGGACGCCUUUAUUUAAAGUUGGCGAAAAAACUUUUGUUGACACGCGAAUAUUUUUUUUGGUAGUAUCAUCGGAGAAUCCCAGAGAAGAGUGUUCGUUGAAUUUGAAUGUUGGGGACAUUUUAAAAAGGUCAGUACAAAAAUCCGAACAAUCUAGUGUAGCAGUACAUCAAAUCGGUUGUGUAUGCCAGAGCCCGGCAAGGGUGUCUUUCUGCCGAGCGGAGAAUUUUACCGCGAAUGAUGUCAUUUUAUAUCUUACUAUCUUCCGUCAUUGCCGUGUGACCGGCGCAGAUCUGGCAGUCUGGGGACGAGCUGCGGACUUGCGGGUCUUGUAUUUAAUGGAUGACGUCAUUCUACAAGACAACGGCGAAACGGAGGCUGAUUUACAAGGAUUAUUUAAUAUCGGGACAUUGACUUUACACAAUUUGAAAAACAAGACAAUACCCCGUAUGUUUUUGUCCUAUAAUUGGGAAAAAAUGGCCGAAAUUCAGUUGAGUAAAAUGCGGUUAGGAUCAACUGUGAAUAUUUUGAAAACAACAAUGCCGUAUUUACAGUCACUUGAAUUAUCUGGAAACGACCUAAGGGCCCUACCAGAUUUCCCAUGGUGCAACAGGAGCUUGAAACUGCCGAGAAAUUUGUCCCGUACUUUCAUUAUGAACGCGCAUUAUUCGGAAGGGGCGACAAUAAAUCCGCGUAUAUAUCGUCGCUUUUACGUUGUUCACUUUAAUCCCGGAAUAGACGACUUCAAAAUUCCUUCUGGUAGUUUAGAUAAGAUUUCGAUACGUGGCGACAAUCUGAAGUCUAUUGAAUCGACGAUGUUUCACGGAAUAACGGGUUUAAAAGUUAUCGAUUUAAGCUUGAACAAACUAAGCCAUAUUCCUGAGCGCAUUUUCGAAAAAACACCCGAUAUCGUCUCGGUAAACUUUGCAAAUAACAAUCUCACUUGGUUGGAUGGGAAAACUUUUGAGAACUUGACAAAUCUUCGAAAAUUGGAUGCCGGGCACAACUAUAUUCACACGAUACAAAAUGGUUUUCUGUCGGACAAACUGGUGAACUUAGAAGCGAUUGAUUUUGAAAAUAAUCUGUUGCGCGUUAUCGAAGCGCGCGCUUUUCCACGUAGCGUGUUUAACGCGUUGAAGAAAAUUAAUUUCCGCAAGAAUAAAUUUCGCGAAGUGCCGCAGUUUGGUUUCUACGUUCGAAAUCUGGAGACUUACGACAUUUCUGAAAACGGGAUAGACUUUGCGGGCUUUGUGAAAACAGUUGAUGCAGUUUUUAUGCCCGACUUUUUAUACGUUCACACCGAUUCAGAAAGUUCUAUCGAUACGCGAUCUCCGUAUGAAUCAUCAAUAAAUUUUCGAAAUAAAAAAAUUCUCAAUCUCGAACGCAACGCCAUUGAACGUUUCGACUUGACGGAAUUCAAUAAAACAAGAUUGAUAACACUCGAGUUCAUUUUAAAAGUUUUUACGAUAAGUUUAACGGGAAACCCACUUCAUUGUGAUUGCAAGACGCGUGAAUUGCAAAUAAAGCUUUUAAAUUGGACAAAAGGAAACACUGAGAUCACUGAGAAGGAUUUUGAAAGUUGGGUAUGUCACACACCACCGGAAUUACGUGGAAUGAAAAUUUUAAACGUCCCAUCGAAAGACUUAAGAUGCGAAAGGCGUUGCGGUAAAUGCCCCAAACGUUGUACUUGCUACCGAAGCGAUUCCGACUCUGUGACGCUCGUAGACUGUCGGAGACGAAACCUGACGAUGCUACCCAGCAUACUUCCAAACGGUAUGGUUGAAUUACGUUUGGAAUACAACCAAAUCGAAAACUUAACUUUUUCAAAAAACACGGAAAACGUUACCUCGCUUUAUGCAAGUCAUAACAAGCUACAACGCGUUUCCCUUACUUUAAAGCAUUUCCCUUCGAAAUUAAACGAAAUCUAUUUGGAUUCAAACAAGCUAACAACACUCCCCAACGGUUUUCGAAAUUUCACUCUAUCGAGGAUAAACUUACAGAAUAACUUUUUCACGUGCGGCUGUGAGAAUCGCUGGAUGAAAAGUUGGUUGAAACAGCAAAGCAAAGCGUUUGUCGGCGGUGCGGAAAGUGUGGCUUGUAGCUCGGGUGGUAUGAAUCAAGCAAAACCGUUAGUUUCUGUCAAAGAUACGGAUUUUGUUUGCACAGAAACAGUCAAACCAAACGGCUAUAAUGUUAAUGAGAUCAAAGCCAUCUCUGCUUACGUUUUGGCGGGAUUUCUAUUCACGCUUCUCGUAAUGGUUGCAUUAAUUUAUCGAUUUCGUAAAGAACUUAAACUUGUAUUGUACACUCGUUUUGAUUGGCACCCGUUUGAUCGUGUCGACGAUUCCGACCCAUCGAAAGUCUACGACGCGUUUGUGUCAUUCAACAUGCGCGACAAACAAUGGGUGAUGGACACUCUGCAGAAUAAACUCGAAAAUCAUCAUCCAUCGUAUAAAUUAUGCAUCCACUACCGAGACUUUAUCCCGGGGGCACCAAUCGCCGAGACUAUCCUGGAGAGUGUCAAGAAAAGCCGGCGUAUGAUAAUGGUUUUGUCGCGAAAUUUUAUUCAAAGCGAAUGGUGUAUGUUGGAAUUCCGGGCGGCGCAUCGCAGGGUUUUAAAAGGUCGCACGAACUAUCUCAUAAUCGUACUUUUUGACGACGUGAAUGUCGACAGCUUGGACGAUGAGUUGAAGUUGUAUUUGAAGACCAACACGUAUCUCAGUGUUCAGAGCAAAUGGUUCUGGCAACAAUUGAAGUACGCGCUACCACAAAAGAAACAGGAAACGAGUGAUGGUUUCCUAGGCAACCAGGCACUCGACUCUGAUGAAAAAUACAUUCAGGCAUAA
Molecule: messenger RNA, 2976 nt
Organism: Paramuricea clavata
Lineage: Eukaryota; Metazoa; Cnidaria; Anthozoa; Malacalcyonacea; Plexauridae
Source: the annotation of a GenBank genome assembly